CAAUGUUGAAAUCCUGCUAUAAACAGGUAGACCAACUUCUGGUUCAUCAGAAGGUGGAACUAAUGGAAGGUAAUGUUAAGCCAUUGAUUGCAUUUGAAAAAUACUUUUCUAAAUCUCUGCCAUGAACACAAUGCUUUCUCUCUCACACACAGUUCUCACAGGAUGGGAAACCAAUAAUCAAUAUGUGAUAAAAAACAGUUUAGGACAGCAGGUGCUUUUUGCAGCUGAGGAGAGCGAUUGUUGCUCACGUAUGAUCUGUGGACCAAUACGCUCCUUCACACUCCACAUUCAAGAUAACAUGGGACAGGAAGUGAUGACAUUAUCCCGCCCACUUAACUGUAGUAGCUGUUUCUUUCCCUGUUGUCUACAAGAGUUGGAGGUUCAGAGCCCUCCUGGCAGCCCUAUUGGUUAUGUGAUCCAAAGCUGGCAUCCUUUCCUGCCAAAGUUCAUCAUUCAAAAUGAGAGAAAAGAACCAGUUCUGAAGAUUGUGGGGCCGUUUUGCAACUGCAAAUGUUGUUCUGAUAUUAAUUUUGAGGUGAUGUCACUGGACGAGUCAUCAGUGAUUGGUCGGAUAAGCAAACAGUGGACAGGAUUUGAGGCAGAAAUGUUUUCCGAUGCAGAUAAUUUUGGACUACAAUUUCCAAUGGAUUUAGAUGUGAAAAUAAAGGCAGUUAUAUUAGGGGCCUGCUUUCUUAUUGAUUUCAUGUAUUUUGAACACACUCAAAAUCAAGAGUGAGAGCAGCC
Messenger RNA from Xyrauchen texanus (razorback sucker), 744 nucleotides. Its product is annotated as phospholipid scramblase 1-like. NCBI's taxonomy places the organism in Eukaryota, Metazoa, Chordata, Actinopteri, Cypriniformes, Catostomidae. Gene Ontology annotation, biological process: plasma membrane phospholipid scrambling. The coding region runs from base 122 to 736 and encodes 204 amino acids. The record is from RefSeq and is a predicted model, not a curated record. Gene Ontology annotation, molecular function: phospholipid scramblase activity. Gene Ontology annotation, cellular component: plasma membrane. The transcript is spliced from 4 exons.